Psilocybe cubensis is the source of this 366-nucleotide messenger RNA. RefSeq lists its product as uncharacterized. NCBI's taxonomy places the organism in Eukaryota, Fungi, Basidiomycota, Agaricomycetes, Agaricales, Agrocybaceae. The record is from RefSeq and is a predicted model, not a curated record. The coding region runs from base 1 to 366 and encodes 121 amino acids. The transcript is spliced from 2 exons.
AUGCCUUCCACGCACUAUCUCCUUGCAGGACUGCGGGCCUGUCGCUCGUCUUUGCAAAAUCCAUCCAAACGUCCAUCUAGUGCUCGCUGCUACGCUACUACUACACCAAAGUCUCGCCAUGGCUCUUUCUAUUCAGACACUUUGCCCGCUAUGAUUCCAGUCUUUCUAUUGGGCUCUGCCGUUUUUUUGGGUCUCCAACUGACGCAAUUAAAACUCUCACAUGAAAAAUUCAUCGACGAAGCUACCGCACGCGUUGCAGAGCUCGAAGCAGAAAUUGAGGCGCUCCAACAGCAGCGAGCAUCCGAAACACAGACAUCCUCCCAAGCUGAGCCAGAGGCUCCAACAUCUCGAUGGCGAUGGUGGUGA